Molecule: messenger RNA, 1764 nt
Organism: Cheilinus undulatus (humphead wrasse)
Lineage: Eukaryota; Metazoa; Chordata; Actinopteri; Labriformes; Labridae
Product: potassium channel subfamily K member 5-like
Exons: 5
Coding region: 129-1454 (441 amino acids)
Biological process (GO): potassium ion transmembrane transport; stabilization of membrane potential
Cellular component (GO): membrane
Molecular function (GO): potassium ion leak channel activity
Source: RefSeq, a predicted model, not a curated record
CAAUCCUCAGCGUUAAAGCAUUGUGUCCCAUUGUGUUUGAGCAGGAAGAGAGUACUGUGGGUUGGAUAGACAACCUUCACAGGAAUAUGAGCUCCUCGGUGCCGUGAGACUUAAGUUAUGACUUUAAUAUGGCUGAUACUGGCCCAUUUUUAACUUCAUGUGUCAUUUUUUACCUGUCGAUUGGUGCCGCGAUAUUUCAAAUUCUCGAGGAGCCCAACUGGAAAUCAGCACGAGACAGAUACAUCCUCGCGAAGGAGAACAUUUUGAAGAACUAUACCUGCCUGACCAAAGAAAACCUGGAUGAAAUUCUGGAGAUAGUGUCUGAAGCCGCAGGCCAAGGUGUCACCAUAACAGGUGAAAUUCACCGGAACACGUGGGACUGGGCCAACUCUGUCAUCUUUGCUUCAACCAUCGUCACUACCAUAGGUUUUGGCAAUGUUGCUCCCAAGACGCAGGGUGGUCGUGUGUUCUGCAUCCUGUACGGCCUGUGCGGGAUCCCUCUGUGUCUGGUCUGGAUCAGUAAGCUGGGUUCUUUCUUUGGAGAUCGGGCCAAACGUCUGUCCGGUAUCCUGUUGCGCAAAGGAGUCUCGGUGAAAAAAGUCCAGUACACCUGCACAGCCUUGUUCCUGCUAUGGGGGCUGUUUGUGCACCUGUUGAUACCUCCGUUUGUCUUCAUGUCUGUGGAAGGAUGGAGCUACCUGGAAGGGAUCUACUAUUCUUUCAUCACACUGACAACGGUUGGUUUUGGAGAUUAUGUUGCUGGUGUAAAUCCAAACAUAGACUACUCCAGACUGUACAGAGUAUUUGCAGAGUUGUGGAUCUACAUGGGCCUGGCCUGGCUGUCACUCUUCUUCAGCUGGAAUGUCCACAUGGUCGUUGAGGCCCACAAGGUGCUGAAGAAAAAAAGGAAACUCAGACACAGACACCCUUACUUUGAUGAUCUCCCUUCUGAUGAGGACAAGCCCGACCCGAAUGUAAAACCAACCACGAUUGAUAUUUUUGACUUCCCUGAAGAAGAAGACUACAGCACAAUUAUCAAAGGGAUCGGAGCCAAGGCUAACGAAAACAUUAACCGCUCUAAGAGCUGCAGUGACAUUGUGAACCACAACAUUCGGACCCUGGAUCACUCGCCUCGGCAUAAACGGAUGAUCAGCAUCAGUGAAGUGUUCAUUAUUGAAAAGACUAAGAAGGACAAGGAUGAUCAAAUAGAGGAGGAGCCUCCAAAACAAGAAAGCUUCACAGACCCUGAUCCCGCAGCAGAUGUGAAGAAGGAAGAGGAGGAGGACAAGAAUAACUGUGUGUUUGACACAGAAACUGAGGGUAUAGUCUUCACAGGACCUAAAAAAGAUGCUGAUGAAGAAGAAAGUGUACAGCAUCCUAAAGGGGGGAGUACAAGGUUUCGAAUAUCCAAGGUACAAGAGGGGCAGUUAACAGAAAAGGAUGAUAAAGGGUAAGAAGACCCCUUUAAACUGCCCUUUACAUCAUACAAAAUGUCAGAACCAGUCAGAAUGUGUCAUUUAAACAAGAAUGUCAUAAUAAGUGUAAAAAAAUGUUAGAUGCUGCAUCUAAUGAUGUAAUUUUCUUGUUAAAUUAAGAUGCUUUACUGUAAUAAAUAUGCACCAUACCUGAUCAAAAUUAUACUUAAACCCUAUAAUGUAAGAUUAAUGACAGUCAAAGGCUCUUUAGUGUGAAUAAAGGGGACAGAACUGAACUGUAAAUCUGUGUCUUUAUCUAAAUACAAAUUUCCAUUUCCAUUGGUGUGAU